Molecule: messenger RNA, 303 nt
Organism: Symbiodinium pilosum
Lineage: Eukaryota; Dinophyceae; Suessiales; Symbiodiniaceae
Source: the annotation of a GenBank genome assembly
AUGACUCCGGGGCAGGUUGCUGAGCAGCAACAGCGGGGCCCGCCCAAAUUGGGAAGCUUCGCAACCUUGGAGGGGCCAUGCUCUCCUGCAGCCCUCCGUGCUGCUGCUGACAGUUUGGCUGCAUCACCUCCCCAGGGCCUCAACCGACAAGAACUCCAGCGCUUGGAGGAUGCCCCGAAGCGGAUUGUGGAGGCUCGCGAAGCAAUCGCAGAGGCCAAUGCGAACAAGCAGGGCCCUCGACUCUUUGGAGCUGUCAGGAAAUAUUUGGAAGCGUCGCGAUCUCUUCUUGUAGGGAGCUCGUGA